AUGAACUACCAGGCGAUUGUCUGCUCUUUUAUUCUUGCCAUUGGAGCCGUCCUCAUUUGCAUUUCCACCAGAACGUUGGUUUUUCCACCUUUUUUCCUGUUUAAUUACGAUUCCGUAGUUUAGUUCGAGGUAAAAAAGGUUUGCAGCAAAAAAAAAAACUAUCGGAAAAGCAAGUGUGGCGGGUAUAAUAUUCUGCAUAGACAUGAAUGAUGAAUUAGCUUGCAAGCCUGGGAAUAAAUAAGUAAAAAGGGAGACCUUCAAGUUUCCUUAUAACUAUGCCUUGAGAAAGGGGACCGGAAAUCUCCUUUUGAUUCUUGAGCGAUAGGAUAUUGGGAGGUAAAAUCGAAGUGAAACUGAAACUUUUUCAAAAUACGGAAAAAUUUUUGCAAGCGUCAUAACUCAUAAGUUGCCGAGAAAAUUCAAGAAAGAAUAGUUUUAAAAAAAUGGAUUUUUUACGGAUUUUUUCGGGAAAAAGGGAUUUUCCCCUUUUCUCUCCUAAUGAGAUAGUUCUGAAAAGCUAUUUUCGAAGGAGAGAGUUCGAUAAAAAAAAGUUUUUGAGUUUUUUUGGAAAUUUUAUUGUCUUUUUUUCUUGAUAUCAUUUCACGCAGUUUUUUUAGUUUUUCAAAAAAACAAGAUUUUUCUAGCUAGAAAAAAAGAGAAUAAUCAAAAAUUACAUUUAUCCAAUUAGUGACUUAAAAAAAGAUAAGACUAUUUAAUCGAGAAAUUUUUAUUCUCUACUUUACCUAUUUUUUGUUGUUAAAAUGUUUUAUUUUUGAUAUUCUCAAGUGUUUGCUGCCUCGUUACUCAUUAUGCUGGUUCCCAUCUAACUUUACAGAGCAGACGAAGACUCGGGUCUAACGAACAAUGUCCACACGGGAGUCUUGGUCACUGGCAUCGUUCUGACUGUUAUUGGCGGAUGUGGAUAUCUUUUCACCAUUUAUGAAGUUGUUAGUUAGUUUAUCGAAUGUUGAAGAAGGGUUAUUUGUCAAGAAAAGGUUAUUUUUUUCAUCUGAGAAACCUAAAUUUUGAAAAAAAAACUUGAUCCGAUUUCCAGAUUAUGAGGGCUCAUCGAAAGUUCAAAGAGCAGAAGCUGAGGAAACUCGAGGAACAGGUUUUUUUUUUCUCAUAUAUCUUUCUUUAGACUUGCCUAUGGAAUGGCUCGAAGCGGUGCGGUCGCGUCGCGGAUAUAAACGAAAUGACAUCGAAAAUUUAGCUAUAGUCCAAUGCUACCAACAGAUAAAAGCGCAAAUCGUUUUUUGUCGGACGCGUUUUGAAGAAAUCGGCUGGCCAUUGAGCCAUUCCCCGAGUGCUUUCCGUCCAACAGGGUUAAACGGAGAUUUUUGGAGGAAAAUUUCAAUCAAAAAGGAAAGGAUGAACUUUUUUCAUCGGAAGGAAGUUGUUAAUGUAUCUAAUAUUUGGAAGAGCAAAAAAGAACAUUCUAGAGCUAUUUUUCGAGUUCCCGAAAAGGUGUCAAAAGUCUCUUUUUUUUCACCUCCUUUUUCUCUCCUUAAAAGUCCUUUUCAAAAAAAAAAGGUCAAGAAAAAAGGCCUGUGAGGUCCUUUAGAGGCCUUUUUCCAAAGGUUCUUACUAGCUCCUUCUGAACUUUGCCCGUCAGUAAGACUCAAAAAGACGUUUUCCUUUCCUGAAAUGAAUGGCUCGAUUUGAGGUUGUUCGACGGAGGACGGCGACAAUGUUGGCCGAGGCGGCGGCGAAAAAAGAGCGAACUAAAUCACAAGUACAAUUUGUCUGACGCGAUUUGAAUUUAUACGAUGUGCAAUAAAAAGCUACGACUGUCUCAUUCGUUUGCGUGGGAAUGUGAAAACCGUCCGGAACGUCGAUAAGAUAUUGAGCCAGCGUCCCGAUCGAUUUGUUUUUUUCUUCCUUAUCUUUCCACUGCCCCUAUCGAAUUAUGCAGCGAGAAUUGCGACUUCAGCCCCUUGGAAGGAGCGAACUCUAUUCGAGAAGGACGGCCGAAAUUCGGAAACGGUUAGUGGUUGAUUUUAAAUAUUGUUACUUUAAUUUAUAUGUCGUUUUUCCCUCGUUUCAUUGUUUCUUCGUCAACAAAAAAGCUUAUAGGGGAAAAUUGCAAAAAAAUGAGUCAUGUUUUUAGGCAAUUUUUUUCAGUCCUUUCAAGUUUUUCGAAAAAAAGAUUGAUUAGUUUUGGUUUUUUCGUUGACCUAAUCAAACCAUCUGUAUAAAAAGUGCAAAAAACAAAUAAAAAUUCUAGAAGUUUUCAGAACAACAGAGAAAAACUGCGACCGAUGUAAAGUCCCGUUCGAGCAAAAUGAGUCCUUCCUUGCGGUCGAUUCAACGUCCUGGCAUCUUCGUUGUUUUCUGUGAGUAAAAAUUUUUUUUUCGGUGGCAAUUUAAUAAUGUAUCCGUUUUUUUGCAGAAAUAUAGGAGUAAGUUGACACAGAGUGACCUGUAAUAAUAAUGAAAAAAACAUUUUUCUGCCAUGGAGAAUAUUACAGUAUAGUCAAUGUUUCCCGACUUGAAAAGGGGAGGAAGGCGGGGCAAGGGGCGGGACGCGUAGCGUGUGCGCACGCGGUUCUUGGCGCCAGUUCAAUUCAAUCGCCGCCGACUAUGUAAAAAGCUCGGCGACCGCUCUUUCUCUGUAUUUUUCUACUAAUUUUUUUGAUGCACAAAUUAACAUAAUCAAUAAAUAAUUAAAAAAAGAAGUGAAAAAGAGCGAUAAAUGAGCUCUCUGAAUGCUCGCUGGCCGUUGAAUUGAACUCGUGCCAAGAACCGCGAACGCACACGCUACGCGCCCCGCCCUUUGCCCCGCCUCCCUCGCCUUUCAAGUCGGGAAACAUUGACUAUACCUAUCAUUGAAACUGACCUCGUUACUUUCCAAAAAAAAAAUUAUUUUAAAGAUGCGCCCAGUGUUUCGAGCCCAUCAGCGACGCCACCUACUAUAAUGUCGAUGGGAGGAUGUAUUGCGAGCACGACUUCAAAGUUCUGUACGCGCCGAUUUGCGCGAAAUGCGGUAAGUUCACACUUCUGCUCAAAUCCUUGAUCUUUUUUUCUUUUUUUCUUUCAUCCAGUCCUUUUUCACCUUUCUAAAGACUUUCUCAAUCUUUUGAAAUUCCCUGUCUAGUUUAGUUCUAAAAUGAAAAGUGAAAUAUUUUUUCAAAUGUCGGAAACAUUUUUGCUGCCGCUAAAUGUUGUUUGUUUUGCUAACUUGGCGUUUAAAGUCGGCAUGAAAUAAUUCUGAAAAAAAAAACCGCCGAAUUAUCAAAUUUUACAAUUCUGACCAUGUCAUGAUUCAUUUUUCCUAGGUGAAUUCGUAAUUGGCCACGUGAUCAAAUCGAUCAACUGCUCCUAUCAUCCGGACUGUUUCAAGUGCUCCGAAUGUUCGAAUAACCUGGACGAAGGCGUCUAUAUUUUCGAUGCCAAGUUUAAUUUAUUCUUAUUCAUUUUUGAAAUAUUAUGAUUCAGAUUAUAUUGCUCGGAUUGCAAUAAGUUUUUGGAGAGAAAGCCAACUUACAUCUGUAAAAAAUGUGAGUUUGCGGAAAUUAUUGUAUGGCUAAUUUAUGGGUGGCCUGAGCCGUCGAAAAAAAACACGAUAAAAAAUAGUUUCUUGUUGGUGGAGAGUUUAGACAGGCCACGCCUCUUAGCUUCUCAAGCAAGCCAUGAAUCGACUAAGAAUGAUUGAAUGAAUAAGUUUCAGGUAAGCAAUUGGUGGAUGAGGACGAGUUUUUGCAUUUCGAAGGCGAAAUUUAUCACGCCAGUCAUUUCGACUGUUCUGAUUGCAAGUCGGUUUUGUGAUUAAAAUUGAAAUUUUAGUUUUUAAUAAAAUUCUUCUGAUUAUAGUUCCUCCUUUAUCUAUACCUUUUUAGCAAAUAAUCUUCAGAGAAUUAGCAGAAAAUAGGCGAUAAAAAGUUUAAACCUCUCUUUAUCAGUUUUCAUUUGAAGUUAAUAUAGUUUAGCAUUAAUGGUUAAAAAAAGCAGCGAUGAAAGAAGUAAAAAUAAGAAAUUAACGAAAAUAAGCUCAACUCGUAAGCUCCUAGGAUAACACUGAAGAAACUCGGACCUUUGCAACGCAAACCAGACGCAUCAUGGCCGUUUUCUUAGUUAUUCCAAGGAUCACUUUUUUUUUUGCCGCUAAAGUGGUCCCUAGAAAUGCUCUGGAACGUCCGUGGUGCGUCUGGUUUGCGUUACCAAUGUCCGAAAUUGUUUCCCUGGCAAAACAACACAUUUUCAAUUGAAUUUUGAACUCACCUUAUUUCAAUAAUUAAAGCCGUGAGGCGCACAAGUUUUCUUAAAAUACCUUCCGGCUAGUUUUUCGUUCUUUUCUAUUUUGAUUAUUUCUCUUUCUUCCCUUAUGUUUUACUCAGUUUUCUAUCUAAAAACUUUCUUUAAAUUUCUGACUUCCAGAAAAACUCUGACGAAAAAUGCUCGUCAAAAAGACAAGGACUUAUUCUGCGAACGUUGUUUCGACCUGAGAUGCGAAUCGUGUGCCGAUUGCCGAACUCCGAUCGAUCCACAGAAAGAACGGAGUAUUCUUGUUUUGGGUCGACAUUAUCAUCUCAAUGUGAGUCAUCAAAAACAAAUAAAAAGACAAACUGAAAUUUUCUAGAAAAAGUCAUGAAAUUGUCAGUUUAAAAAAAUAAUACUUCAAAUUUCUCAUUCGAUUGUACCUGUAGAUAUGAGCAGUACGGAAAACAAAUGUUGAAAACUUCUUGGUUUUUUUCUGAAAAUUUUCAAAGCUUUCACUUGAGAAGAUUUUUCGAGUAUACUAAAUUUUUCACUUCAUCCUUUAAAAGCAUUUUGAAACGUAAAGUACGUUAGAAAGGAUUUCUUUCAUUGAUUAGCAUUUUUUUGGUUAUAUAAACAAUUUUGAAAAACGUCAGCGUGAAAUUAAAAUAUUUUUUUUUACAUUUUUUUAAAGACGUGAUUCCUAUGAUAUUUUUUUAUGGGUUGAAUCUUUAUAAGACUUACUAGUUAGACAUGACCUUGAAAAAAAGGGUAAGCGGACGUUUUUUUAAAAAAAUUUUUCUGCUGAUAUUUUAAAUAUCUACUUUCUUUUCAUUUUUUUUUUCAUGUAAACGACAACGAUUCUAAUUUUAUUGCCUGCUUGGUUGGGAUUCUUCGGUUAAAAACCCAAUUUUUAAAAUGACACGAUUUAUGAAGCUCAUUGAAACUUUUAUUGAAAUUCUUUUCUCGAAGCCCCUGAAUUUUACAAAUAAUAAAUUAGAAACAAAACAUUAAAAAAACAAAGUUCAUUCAAAAACGAAUUGUUUUCAGCAUUUUCGAUGUGCCGCCUGUGGUCAACCGUUUGCCGGCAAGGAACAUUAUGAACGGGGAAACAAGGCGUUUUUGCAAGGAGGACUAUACAAAGGCGAGUCAAAAAAUAGAGUAAAGUGCACCUUUUCAAUGAAAAAAACAGUAAAUUUAUGA
This is a messenger RNA of Caenorhabditis auriculariae, 5400 nucleotides long. The record is from the annotation of a GenBank genome assembly. NCBI's taxonomy places the organism in Eukaryota, Metazoa, Nematoda, Chromadorea, Rhabditida, Rhabditidae.